CGGCUCUCUUUCCUUCUGUUUGGUUUGACAACUGCCACCCAAUACCAGAGAGGCACCCAUAAUACCUUAUUAUUAGCUCCGCUCUUUCGAUUCCUAUUAUUAUUAUUAUUAUUAAAAAAAAACUAUUUUUAGUUCAUUUUUCAUAUAUUUAUUUAUUAUUUUGGGGAAUGAUCUUUUGAGAGUUUAGAGAGAGAGAGAGAGAGUGUGUCUGUAGAAGACGAAGGAGAAGAGAGAGAUAGAGAUUGAAGCUUUAGAGGAGGAGGUUUCGUUUCGGAGAUCGGAGAAGUUUGAUCUGAGUUGUGAGAUCUGAGAAUCGUUUUUUUUUUCCGUUUUCUUAUUCGGGUUUUGGCUUUGAGAGUGAUCUGGUGGUGUUUGAUCGGUGAAAUUUUAAUUGAAAGCGAGAAUGUGGUGGAUGAUGGGUGAAGGUGGAGGACAUUACUGCUCUAAGAAGACUGAUGAUAUCUGUGCUGAUGUUUGUGGCCAGGAAUCAAGCAAAGUGUUGAGCAUGUCAAGAGUUCGCUGCAUUCUCCGUGGUUUGGAUGUGAAAACUCUUAUCUUUCUCUUUGCCCUUAUCCCAACUUGCAUCUUUUUCAUCUAUGUUCACGGACAGAAGAUCUCAUACUUCUUGCGGCCACUGUGGGAAUCACCGCCUAAACCUUUUCAUGAUAUGCCGCACUAUUAUCAUGAGAAUGUGUCAAUGGAACAUCUUUGUAAACUUCAUGGUUGGGGAGUGAGGGAGUACCCGAGGCGUGUUUAUGAUGCUGUGUUAUUUAGUAAUGAGCUUGACAUCCUGACCAUUCGCUGGAAAGAGUUGUAUCCCUAUAUCACUCAGUUUGUUCUCCUCGAGUCAAAUUCAACGUUUACUGGUUUUCCAAAGCCUCUGGUCUUUGCCAGUCAUCGUGAUCAGUUCAAAUUUGUUGAGCCAAGGCUGACCUAUGGCACUGUUGGAGGACGGUUCAAGAGAAAAGAAAAUCCAUUUGUUGAAGAAGCUUAUCAACGAGUGGCACUGGAUCAACUUCUCAGAAUAGCAGGUAUUUCAGAUGAUGACUUGCUGAUAAUGUCUGAUGUUGAUGAGAUUCCGAGCAAGCACACUAUUAAUCUGCUGAGAUGGUGUGAUGAUAUACCUCAAGUCCUUCAUCUUCGGCUGAAGAAUUAUCUUUAUUCGUUCGAGUUCCUUCUGGAUAAUAACAGUUGGAGAGCUUCGGUGCAUAGGUAUCAAACUGGAAAGACAAGGUAUGCCCAUUACCGUCAGACAGACGAUAUUUUAGCAGAUGCAGGGUGGCAUUGUAGCUUUUGCUUCCGUCAUAUUAGCGAGUUCAUAUUUAAGAUGAAAGCAUACAGCCAUUUUGAUAGAGUUCGAUUUACCCAUUUUUUACAUCCCGAGAGAGUUCAGAAUGUAAUCUGCAAGGGGGCUGAUCUGUUUGAUAUGCUACCAGAAGAGUACACCUUCAAGGAUAUCAUUGGGAAAAUGGGACCUAUUCCUCAUUCCUUCUCAGCUGUUCAUCUUCCAGCAUAUCUAUUGGAGAAUGCAGAAAAGUAUAAAUUCCUUUUGCCUGGGAAUUGCAUGAGAGAGAGUGGCUGAUCCUUCUUCUAGUCGUAGAGUUUUGUUGAUGUCUGUUUCUGUAAAGGUUAGUUCAACUUGCAGCGGCUUGUGUGACUCUUCAUGAAGGUUUCACCUGACAAUCGAUGACUGGUGCGUCACUGACACGGCUCUGCCAAUCGAUUUGUUCAGCAAAAUUUAUUAUCAUUCUUUGGGAAAUGUUUUGGGGAUAGAACAAAUUCAUGAGUUCUUAGGGUGCGGUUGUUGUUGUACAUAAUUUUUUUAAGGAGUUGUAUCUUAACUUAUUGUGUGAAAUGUCUGCUCCCGGAGUCUUGGGUAGAUUAUAGUGCUAGGGUGUUUACUUUAGCUCUGCGUUGGCAUGAUUCCCAUUAUAUGUAUACCCACAAAAGAGCAUGACUAUUCACUAUGCUGCUUCCCUUUGUUGGGAAAUUUUGUAUCAGACAAAUUUAUCCAUAUAUAUAUUCCUUUGGUUAUUUGUUA
This is a messenger RNA of Humulus lupulus (European hop), 2041 nucleotides long. RefSeq lists its product as uncharacterized. Gene Ontology annotation, molecular function: beta-1,4-mannosylglycoprotein 4-beta-N-acetylglucosaminyltransferase activity. The record is from RefSeq and is a predicted model, not a curated record. Gene Ontology annotation, cellular component: membrane. Bases 404 to 1582 code for a protein of 392 amino acids. Lineage: Eukaryota; Viridiplantae; Streptophyta; Magnoliopsida; Rosales; Cannabaceae. The transcript has 2 exons. Gene Ontology annotation, biological process: N-acetylglucosamine metabolic process; protein N-linked glycosylation.